AUGGCCGGACGCCAUUAUCAUGGGCUGCAGGUCGCGGCUUUCUGGACGUGGUGGACCUACUACUUGACAAAAGGUGCUGAUUUUAAAUCAACGGAUAAGGACGACUGGACACCACUCCUGUGGGCUGUAGGUAAAGGCCAUGUUGAAGCGGUAAGACUCUUGCUUGACAGAGGCGCCAGCCUAAAUUCAGAAGACAACAGCUUCAUGACUCCAUUAUCAUUGGCUGUAGAGCGAGGUCAUGAAGAGGUGGUGGAAAUACUACUCGACAGAGGUGCUGGCGCUAAUUUUGAAGGCAAUUUCACCACAACGCCUCUAUCAUGGGCUGCAAUGAAAGGCCAUAAAGAGGUAGUAAAGCUACUGCUGGACAAGAGUGCUUACCUUGAAUCGAGGAAUGAUGAUGGCCAGACGCCGCUAAUAUUGGCCGCUGGCCUAGGUCAUGAAGAGAUUGUGAAAGUGUUGCUCAACAGGGGUGCUGACAUUGAAUCGAAAGACGAGUAUGGUAGAACACUACUAUUAUCUGUGGCAGGAAACGGUCAUGAGGCUGUCGCCAAGCUGCUACUCGACAAAGGUGCUAAUUUCGGAUUGCAGGAUAAUGAUGGUUGGACACCAUUGUUAUGGGCUUAUAACUUCCGUCACGAGGCAGUGGUGAAGCUUCUGCUAGACAAGGGCGCUGGUUUGGAUGGGGACUUGCGAUUUGACAGCAACACCCUCGGCGUCAAGACUAAUGGCAGGAGUGCAAAUAUAUCGCACCAUUCUAACAACGUUUUGAAGCAAUAG
Messenger RNA from Aspergillus alliaceus, 777 nucleotides. Its product is annotated as ankyrin repeat domain-containing protein. The record is from RefSeq and is a predicted model, not a curated record. Gene Ontology annotation, cellular component: cytoplasm. Gene Ontology annotation, molecular function: protein binding. The transcript has a single exon. NCBI's taxonomy places the organism in Eukaryota, Fungi, Ascomycota, Eurotiomycetes, Eurotiales, Aspergillaceae. Bases 1 to 777 code for a protein of 258 amino acids.